This is a messenger RNA of Triticum turgidum subsp. durum (durum wheat), 780 nucleotides long. The record is from the annotation of a GenBank genome assembly. Lineage: Eukaryota; Viridiplantae; Streptophyta; Magnoliopsida; Poales; Poaceae.
AUGGAUGCUGCUGCCGCUGCUGAUGCCGCCGCCGCUGCUGCUGCCGCUGCUGAUCCCACGCUGGAUUUUGACCCAGAUGAACUCAGAGCUGUCUAUGAAAGUACCUCACCUUACAUAGCGGGGUUUUUUCCGUCUUCUCCAGGAGUCAUUGUUAUGUCAACCAACAGACAUGAUGUGGUUGCUGUUCACUCAGAGUUGAUUAGCGAUGACCCUGAAUACCUUCCUAAAAUAGUUCGGUAUUAUUCUAAUAAUACCGAAGCUCGUGUUGACGCAGUGGCAAAACUUCCUGCUGAUGUUACAGUCUUGUUUGCAAAGCGCAAGGGUGAGCGAUUGCCUGACAUUGGAUUUUCAAACCUGGAUCCCCAAGAAGGUGUGUCUGAGAAAGUGGUGACAUUUUUCCCAUACAUGGACACAGUGGCUAUGUUCAAGGGACACAUUGGGUUAAGGAAUGCCACAUCCAGGGACGUGAGGGCACCAGAGCAGGAGGUUCAGCCAUCAUCCAUCAACACAUUCACCUUUACUGCCCCGUAUGCAUCCGUUAGCUUCAGGAAAGAUGGUAAUGAGCAUGAUCCUGAUCUACUGGAGACACGCUUAAUGACUCUUGGCGCUCCUGUGUUCAACUUAAAUGGCCAGAUUGUAGGUAUAUUGAGUGAUGUCGGUAUUGAUUGUAGUCUGAAAUUUGCGAGGAAAGCAGUAUACUUAGGUGAAGUCCGUUCACAACUGCGGGGCGAGCAAGUCAAUUGGCUGAAGGGGGAAGAGAAGGUGAGACGUGGUUUGUGA